GUAGCUGGCAGAAGGGGGACAUCCCUAGGGUUGCAAUGCGUCGGAACAGGCAGCAUCCCCGCAUAGGAGCAGCAGUGUCUAACUGUACCCAUCUCUCUCCUCCAGGCUUUUCCACGGAUUUUGAAGAGCUUAGGACGUACUUGCCAGUUGCCCACUGCUCCCCUGCUGUGUCUCUGCUUUCAGCUUAACAGAAAUCUGCAAAAAUUCUCUGCUGCAAGAAAACAGGGGCGAUGUCACCAGAAGAUGAUGCUGGCGGGGAGGCUCCUGGGGGCAGUUUCUGGGAGGCUGGAAACUAUAGACGGACAGUGAAGCGUGUGGAUGAUGGCUACCGACUCUGCAAUGACUUAAUCUCCUGCUUCCAGGAGCGAGCCAAGAUAGAGAAGAACUAUGCCCAGCAGCUAACAGAGUGGUCCCGUAAGUGGAGGACCAAUGUGGAGAAAGGUCCACAGUAUGGUACUCUGGAGAAGGCCUGGCAUGCUUUCCUGACAGCUGCAGACAAACUGAGUGAAAUUCAUCUAGCUGUCCGGAGCCACCUGGCUGGUGAAGACUCUGAUAAGAUCAAGGCCUGGCAGAAGGAGGCCUACCACAAGCAGAUGAUUGGAGGCUUCAAGGAGACAAAGGAGGCAGAGGAUGGGUUCCGCAAGGCCCAGAAACCCUGGGUGAAAAAGAUGAAAGAUGUGGAGAAUUCUAAGAAAAACUAUCAUGCAGCCCGGAAGGAGGAGAAAACAGCCCAUACGAGGGAGAACCAUGCCAAGGCAGACUCAUCUGUCUCACAGGAACAGCUGCGCAAGUUGCAGGAGCGUGUAGAGAAGUGCACUCAGGAGGCUGAGAAGUGCAAGGAUCAAUAUGAGAAGAUGCUGGAAGAGCUGAACCGCUACAAUCCCCGCUACAUGGAGGACAUGGAGCAAGUGUUUGAGGGCUGUCAGGAAGCAGAGCGCAAGCGCUUAUGCUUCUUUAAGGAGAUGUUCCUGAAUCUGCACCAGCAUCUCAACCUCUCCACCAAUGAAAGUUUUCACGCGUUGUAUCGAGAUCUCUACCAAGUCAUCAUGGCUGCGGACAACCAGGAGGACCUGAAGUGGUGGCGCAACACUCACGGACCAGGCAUGGCGAUGAAUUGGCCUCAAUUUGAGGAAUGGUCCCUCGAAACACAGCGGCCCAUCACCAAGAAGGAGAAGAGUAGCAAAAUGGCUGACGAUGUCACACUGACCAGCAUUUUGCCUGCACGGGAUGGUGUUGUCUCUCAGACCCCUCUGCAGACAAGGCAAAGGUUCUCCUAUCAAGAGGAGCACAACAGCAUCUUCUAUGACAGCCUGAGGGCACCCACUCAUGUGAACGGAGGGAAGGAAGACAUUUCGGAGUGGUCAGAUGAGGACACUCCCAAGAAGUGCCUGGAUGCCAACGGGCACGAGGAGGACAUAAAGGUACCAGGUGUACGGGUACGAGCGCUGUAUGAUUACACAGGACAGGAGGCUGAUGAGCUGAGCUUUAAAGCAGGUGAAGAACUACUGAAGAUUAGUGAAGAAGAUGAGCAGGGCUGGUGCAAGGGCCGACUUCUCAGUGGCCAAGUUGGACUCUAUCCUGCUAACUAUGUUGAGAAGGUUGGAUCAUGAUUGCUGCUGCCCUGCUAGUGUCUCACAGCCAUACCAGUAUCUCAUGCAGAGGUCACUGGGUCACUGCUGGUCCCAGUCCACCUUUGCAGGAUAUCCAGCAAUUUCUGGACUUUGAGAGCACGUAUUCCAUAUAACUAAUGCUUCAUUUUAAAUGCGUAGAAUUGUAGGGAUUUUCUAAUAAAUAAACAAGGUUGAGUAAGA
Cuculus canorus (common cuckoo) is the source of this 1811-nucleotide messenger RNA. RefSeq names its product protein kinase C and casein kinase substrate in neurons 3 (gene PACSIN3). The record is from RefSeq and is a predicted model, not a curated record. Gene Ontology annotation, cellular component: cytoplasm; plasma membrane; endosome. Gene Ontology annotation, molecular function: protein binding; phospholipid binding. Bases 231 to 1610 code for a protein of 459 amino acids. Lineage: Eukaryota; Metazoa; Chordata; Aves; Cuculiformes; Cuculidae. The transcript is spliced from 11 exons. Gene Ontology annotation, biological process: plasma membrane tubulation; regulation of endocytosis; cytoskeleton organization.